Messenger RNA from Lobosporangium transversale, 3145 nucleotides. RefSeq lists its product as hypothetical. The transcript is spliced from 2 exons. Gene Ontology annotation, biological process: activation of GTPase activity; nucleocytoplasmic transport. The record is from RefSeq and is a predicted model, not a curated record. The coding region runs from base 109 to 3126 and encodes 1005 amino acids. Gene Ontology annotation, molecular function: small GTPase binding; GTPase activator activity. NCBI's taxonomy places the organism in Eukaryota, Fungi, Mortierellomycota, Mortierellomycetes, Mortierellales, Mortierellaceae. Gene Ontology annotation, cellular component: perinuclear region of cytoplasm; cytosol; nucleus.
UCUCACUCUUGUCACACCAAGCGGCGAAGUGGAGCUGAUGCAUCUAUCGCUUAAAAAGAGAAAUGAGGAACCCUUCAUCCUGUCUUCAUCCAUCGAGUUAUUACCGAAAUGACAGAACAUCAUUACCAACAAUUCCGAAAGGAUGGCAUCAUUGAAGAAGUUUGUGUCAGAAUUGCUUCUACCUUUGCAAUCAAUGGUAGUCCGUCAUUCUGUGUGGGUUUGCAAGACAUUGGAGACGUGUUUCCAGAUGCACAGCGAUUCAAGUUGGAUGGACUUCCUGUUCCGUUCCUUACAGAUCCUUAUGGCAACAGAAUCGAACCUCCAUGCAUUUCAUUCUAUCCUCACAGGAUCUUGGAUGUCAUCACUAAAGCCCCGCAAUCCAGCAACGAAAGCACCAUCAAUUAUUUGCCUACAUCAAGCAACUCGGCACAUCUGGCCUCUCAGGUCCCUCUUUUGCCAUCACCAAACUUGAUUCAAUCACUCAACCCGCUUCAUACUAUUCACAGCAGCGCACAAUUCGAGGCGAUCAUCUCUAAGCUUGAAAAGAUUGCAGGGUUGCUGUUAGAGGCCAAAGAGAAGGACAACAAGAUGAGUGAUAUAUUGCUGCAAGCAAAAGAGAAGGAUGACAGGUUGAUUGCUCUGCUGCUGGAAGCUAAAGAGAAGGACAGUGAAAUAACUAAACUGCAGAAUAUGCUUAUGCCGGAAUUGAAUACUAAGGAGGAAGAUGUCAAUAAGGGGCAUCAGGCACCCAAAAGUCUUGCUAUCCUUCAAAAACAUGCCCACACUAUCCUCUCCCAGCAACUUGAGCUUCACGAAUGCCCAAUUCCUCGACUGUUUAUCCUUUUGCCUGUCGACAACACCAAGUGGGAUCCACUGAAUGUCGUAAGGAACAAGUUUCGUCUUCAUUUUCUCUGUGAAUGUGGAGACCACAGUGCAAUGACAAGCAAGAGUAGCCAGAGUCCGAUCCAUAUUACCAAGCAUGACGGGUAUGAAGUCCGAGAUAGCACAGAGUUCUUUCGCAAGUACGGGAAAUACAUGUUUAUCCUCUUACAGUGGCUCAAGUUUGGAGUGCACUCGUCUGCUUCUCUGGAAUCAGUCCCAUAUUUGAUCAAUCCUGGUAUCGAUCGCUCGAUCGACUAUAUGCAGUCACUCUCUAGGCAGGACCCAGCCUUGAGCAACAUCACUGCAAUCGAUGAUUAUGAAGGACUUGUAGGAGCUGAAUUCCGCCGGCUGAGCACAUUUCUUCGAAGUAAAGACGAAGACAAAAAAUUUGGCAACUUGAGCAGGAUUGCGACCGAAGCAGGUCAUGUCAAAUGGGUUUGUCUCGACCACUAUAUUGCGACAUACAGGGGAAAAGGACAGAAAGCAUUUGAAAGCGCAGUAAGGAUGAAUGGUGGCAAAUAUGAUUUGCACCUUGGGAAAGCGGUUAUCACAUUGAAAUCCAGAGACAGAGUUGAAAGGUUCUUAGACGCCUUAACCAACGCAAGACGUGUUUACGAGUUGGAUAUUACAUUUGACUGGGACUGGACGGAGACUGACCUUGAAGCAUUUGAGAGUGCUCUAACUCUGUCAAGUGUAUUGAUUCUUCGACUUGGACUUGGACGAGCUCCAGGAAGCGUCAGUAGGAAAGCGUUUUUAACAUCUACACAACAUGAAGCACUUGUUCGCAUCAUGGAACUCAGCAAUAUCAAAACAAUUCAUAUUGUCCUCCCCUUAGAAUUCAUAACACUCCUCAGUUUACAGCUCAAGCCAGCGCAUCUUCAUAAGCUAUCCUUCAAGAUGAAUGCUCAAUCGAUUGGAGCUAGUGAACUACUAGUUCUUGUAAAUACCCUCAAGGCUAACGCAGCAUUGACUAUUCUGGACUUGAAGAGCAGCUCCAUUGGGAAGGAAGGAGCCUUAGCGCUGUCGGAGGCACUCAAGACUAAUACGACAUUGAUUACUUUGGGCUUGAGGGGUAACUCGAUUGGGGAUGAGGGAGCUUUGGCUCUGUCGGGGUCGCUCAAAGUUAAUACAACUUUGACUACUUUGGGCCUGGAUAACAACUUUAUUGGGGAGGAAGGAGUUUUGUCACUGUCAGAAGCGCUCAAGGUUAACACAGCUUUGUCCGUUUUGGAAUUGAGGGCCAAUUCAGUUGGAAAAAAAGGAGCUCUAGGGCUGUCAGAGGCGCUCAAGGCUAACACGACGUUGACCACUUUAGACUUAUGGUGCAACUCAGUGGGGAAGGAAGGGGCUCUAGUACUGUCAGAGGCACUCAAAACCAAUACUACUCUGUCGAUUUUAGACUUGGGAAUCAACUCAAUUGGGGAUGAAGGAGCUCGAGCACUGUCAGAAGUACUCAAGGCUAACACGACUUUGGCUACAUUGAGAUUGGGGAGCAACUCAAUUGGAGACGCAGGAGCUCUGUCGCUCUCAGAGGCACUUAAGGCUAACACGACUUUGGCAACACUGAGGUUGGGGUGCAACUCGAUUGGGAAGGAGGGAGCCAUAAGUCUUUCAGAGGUACUUAAGAUUAACAAAAAUUUGGCUACUUUAGACUUGAGGGACAACGCAAUUGGUAAAGAAGGUGCUUUGGCGCUGUCAGAGGUGCUGAAGGUUAAUACAACAUUGACAGCUUUAGAUCUGGAAGAAAACUCAGUUGGGAAGGAAGGGACUUUAGCACUGUCAGAGGCACUCAAGGUUAAUGUAGCUUUGACCAUUUUGGACUUAGGGGUCAACUCGUUUGGGGCUGAGGAAGCUGUGGCACUAUCAGAAGCGCUCAAGGCAAACAUGAAAUUGACGACUUUGAGCCUGAUGAGUAACUCAAUUGGGGAGGAAGGAGCUCGAGCACUGUCAGAAGCACUCAAAGCUAACACAGCUUUGACCAGUUUGAACCUGGCAAGUAACUCAAUUGGGGAUGGAGGGGCUUUGGCGCUGUCAGGAGCACUCAAGACUAACACAACUUUAACCACUUUGAACUUGGAGGCCAAUUUAGUUGGGGAUGAAGGAGCCCUGUCGCUGUCAGAGUCACUCAAAGUUAAUACGAGUUUGAGCACUCUGCGACUGGGGAGAAACUCAUUCGGAAAGGAAGGAGCUCUAGCGCUCUUAGAAGCAUGCAGGGCUAACGCGGCACUGACUGUCUAUAAAUGAAGGAGUCUCUAUUGCUGAG